AACUUUCGACAGAAAACACAUCCCGCGCCCGGAGCGUCGGGACACCUACGGCCGCAGGCCCCCACCCAGAAGGAGAAGGUCGUCAGGGCGCAGGCGCAGAGGUCGCCAGUCCCACCGCCGUCAACAGGUCUGGUGCGCCUCCUGGCGGCGGCCGCAAGCCACGCCCCCACCCCCGGGCGGAAAUGGCUACUUGGACUCGGGGCGCAUGCACGAGUCCCGGGAGUUCUCGCGAGAGAAAGCGGCCCCAAGGGAGACUUCCGGUGAGGGGGCAUCAGACGCUCAAGUGGGAACGUCCGCCGCUAGGCCGAGGGGCGCGGGGCGCUCGAGGAGGCGCGGGCCGGGUCUGCGGGGGCGCGAGCCAGAGAACGGGUGGUGGGCCGGGCCGGGGGAAGCCAGAGGAGGGCCGGGCCCCGCCGCGCCUGCCGCCAUGGACCCGUUCCUGGUGCUGCUGCACUCGGUGUCAGCCAGCCUGUCGAGCAGCGAGCUGACCGAGCUCAAGUUCCUGUGUCAGAGCCGCGUGGGCAAGAGGAAGCUGGAGCGCGUGCAGAGUGGCCUGGACCUCUUCUCCGUGCUGCUGGAGCAGAACGAGAUGAGCCCCGAGAACACCGUGCUGCUCCGCGAGCUGCUCGUCUCCCUGCGGCGCCAGGACCUACUGCGGCGCCUGGAAGACUUCGAGGCGGGCGCGGCGGGCGGGGCCGCGCCGGAGGAGCGAGAGCUGCGGGCAGCGUUUGACAUCAUCUGUGAUAACGUGGGGAAGGACUGGAGGAAACUGGCUCGUCACCUCAGAGUGUCUGACGCCAAGAUUGAAGCCAUUGAGGAGAAGUAUCCCCGGAACCUGGCAGAGCAGGUGAGGGAGUCGCUGAGAGUCUGGAGGAGCAGCAGGAGGGAGGAAGCGGCCGUGUGCCACCUGGUGAGGGCGCUCAGGGCCUGCCGGCUGAACCUGGUGGCAGACCUCAUCGAGGAGGGUCAGCGGGCCCGGGCCCUCCAGAGCGAGAGUAGGGACCCCGUGUCCCCUUCGUCCUGGGACUCAGACUCGCCCGCCUCAGGGGCCUCCCGAUGACCCGCUGCUCUUCUCCAGGACCAACGGCAUCGACCCACUCUGCACUUCGGUUCCCUCCACCGCAGUUGACCGCGUGCCAGCGCGUGAAGACCCGGCAGGGAGCCGGGUGAGGGCCCACGCGAGCUCUGGGCACUGUGAUCACCCUCAGAGGGAGAUGCUUUCAUCCCCGUUAAACGAGGUCCUACCGGAGGCCAUUGCGGGCCACAUCCGACACGUAGGAGGGACCUAUAAAAGGUAGUGGGUAGGGUUAUAAACCUGGCCGUUGUCCAAGUGAGGAAGCGCAGAGUCGAACCGGAGGCAAGUCAGUAGUAGUGGGGGCUGGGCUGGGGGCCAGCGCUGUCCAGCUCGGGAGCCCGCGCGUGGGACCACUGGCUCCUCCUGCUGUCCCCGCCGUUGCCAGAGGCUUUGAGGCGGGCGGUGUAGACCCGUCUCCCGGGGCAGGUGGCAUGGGGGGUGAGGCGCUGCCUGUGAGGUGCUUAGAAGAUGUGGGCACAGGGCUGGGCAGAGACUAGUUCAGAGAAGUAGAUGAUGCCUGUGAUUCCACAGUGUGUUACUAUUUUGUGUCAAAACCCACUCGCUUUCUGAUAACAGAGUUGGCAAGGGAGCUGGAGCCUCUGAUUGUAAGAAGUAAUCUUUCUUCCUGCUUCUCAGGGAACCCUACUGAAGUGAGGGCCUUUCCAGAGGAAACCUCCACAUGCCAAAGAAUUUUCUCUUCCCAUUGAUGAUGAUUUCAUUUUACAUGCUCUCAGAAUUCCAUAGUAGUCGAUUUCAGUGUCCCUUGAAGGUUAUUACAGGCCCAGCCUGGCAGUAGGGUGGCUGCAUUUCAUAACAGCUCCGGGGACCACUGACAAGGGGAGUGCUUAGGGCGUGGGAUGAACUAGGAGAUUGGGAUUGACAUAUACGCACUACUGUGUAUUGUGUAAAGUGGCAGAGAGCCUAGCGUUCAUGCCUUGCGCCUUCUUGCUGUGACCUUGGGAAAGCUACUUGUGAUGUCAUGCCAUGCCGCCUUGACCUUGGGUUGCUGAGACCCUAGCGACACUCCCCACGAGGCUGUGGACCCAGCCUUCAGCAGGUACUUAGUGCCAGACACUGCUAGGAGCUGGGGUCAUGCAGCAGACAAGGCAGAAGUGGCCCUACUCUUGACUCCGAAAGCCUGGCCAGGAACACGGGUGUUAU
Physeter macrocephalus (sperm whale) is the source of this 2236-nucleotide messenger RNA. RefSeq names its product FAS-associated death domain protein. Gene Ontology annotation, biological process: signal transduction; regulation of apoptotic process. The transcript is spliced from 2 exons. The record is from RefSeq and is a predicted model, not a curated record. Lineage: Eukaryota; Metazoa; Chordata; Mammalia; Artiodactyla; Physeteridae. Gene Ontology annotation, molecular function: protein binding. Bases 206 to 1060 code for a protein of 284 amino acids.